Molecule: messenger RNA, 207 nt
Organism: Linum trigynum
Lineage: Eukaryota; Viridiplantae; Streptophyta; Magnoliopsida; Malpighiales; Linaceae
Source: the annotation of a GenBank genome assembly
AUGAGUCUCAUAACCUGUAAGGCGCACAGAUGGCUUGCAAACCCUGUCACUGCGCCGAAGAGUGUUCGACUGAAGGAGGCUCCUCGAGGUGCGUGGGGUGCUCGACUAGAGGAGGUGAUGAAGAAGAAGUGGGUGAGUCUGCCACAUUCGUUGGCAAGGGCGGAGGACUAUCAACACGAGCAACAGGAACCGGGGAGCCCGACGUGA